AUGGAUUCACCGGUCUCCUCGCAAGAUAAUGAUAUCGAAGUGAACGUGGUCUCCGGAGCGAGCAGUCCGGAUAUAACAUCGUCACCAACGCGGAAGGAACAGAAGAGUCCGUUCUAUGAAUUGAAGAAGGACAAAGAAGAAAAGGCCACAGGCAGCGCGCCGUACACCAGUUUCUCAAUUAGUUCAAUUCUAAACAGAACAGAACCUAGAAGAGAGUCGAAUGUUCUCGAAGCAGCGUUAGCCGCCAACCAUUUCGGUUCAAAUGAUGCGAUGUUAUCAAGGCUAGGUCUCAUCUCACAAUGGAGUGCGCUGGCCGGCCGCUACGGUGGAUUAGUGCCCGCUCCGUGGUACUGGCAAAGACCCCAUGAAAGGACUCCCCCUCGUGAGGAUUCAACGACCAACGAAGAAGGAUCUGCAGGUGGGUCUCCAAGGCCAAGAAGCCCGCCCCGAGCCCCUUCCCCGCCCUCACCGUCACGCUCGUCGCCACGCUCUCCACGUCUACAUCCAGCACUAUAUCCCCAGCAACAAGACGUACAAGACUCCGACCCGGACGUAGACGAGAGCGAUGACUUCGAUAAGGACGAGAAACGAGACCCAAACGCGAGUUUAGGCAAACGAAAGAAGAAAACACGGACUGUGUUCUCCCGAUCACAAGUGUUCCAACUUGAAUCAACUUUCGACAUGAAACGGUAUCUUAGCAGUUCGGAACGCGCCGGAUUGGCGGCUAGCUUACAUCUGACGGAGACGCAAGUGAAAAUCUGGUUUCAGAACCGUCGCAACAAAUGGAAGAGGCAACUCGCCGCCGAACUGGAAGCAGCGAACAUGGCGCACGCGGCGCAACGCUUGGUCCGUGUUCCGAUUUUGUAUCACGAAUCAAGACCGUCUAUUCCACAUACACCAAUGCCGAUACAUCCACAGUUUUCGAACGAGCCCGGUGUUUAUUUCCCAACUCAAGCGCCGCAACCGCUGCAGCCGCUUCCCGCUUCACCGGUUACGUCUAGAGCGCCGCUGUCGAGUCUAGUGUAG
Messenger RNA from Parnassius mnemosyne (clouded apollo), 1026 nucleotides. The record is from the annotation of a GenBank genome assembly. NCBI's taxonomy places the organism in Eukaryota, Metazoa, Arthropoda, Insecta, Lepidoptera, Papilionidae.